GACGGCACGAGCGGCUGAAUGCCGUCUGCUUGCCUUUUGCCUGAACCGACAACGGCCAGCCGACUGUUGCAUUCCCCCUCCUCCAAGCCCUAGCGCACCGACCCAACGCCGCACCCGGCUCCUCCCUCCGCCGCUCGCUGUCUGCCGGCGAGACGAGAUGCUCCCGCCGAGCCCUGACGUCCUCGCCGCCGAGGUGCGGCUGAUGCUCCAGGGCGCCACCGACUCCAACCGCGAUUCCAUUCGCCGCGAGCUCUGCCAGUUAGUUGACAAUGGUCUGGAUGGAUGUGUUUUGCUGCUCCAAGUCUGUUUGGAUGAAGUGUUGUUGAAUGCCGGGGAGGAGAAGAACUUCCAGUGGAAACAUGAUCUUCUCUCCGCCAUUUUCAGAUAUUGUCUGGAUAAAACAUACUUCUGUACUUGUUUUUGUGAAGCAGUGAUGAUGAUAACUUCUACCGAUGGCCUCCUUGAGACCCUGUCGAGUGUCCUGGAACUCUCAACAGCCGAGAAAGUCGGUAUUGGUCUUGCAUUGUCUGAUUCUCAGAAUUCAGUCAUGAAGCAGAAAGGGCAACAAUUUGCAAUUGCUCAAAUUGAGGAGUUGUGCUUGAAUCCUAUCCAAUCGGUAUCAAAUGACCAAAUUCAUGAAAUUGUUGUCUUCCUUCAACAGACUGAUGGCUUGUCAAAGCAUAUGGAUACUUUUAGCAGCAUUACUUCUCUGCUAGAAGUCGGGCAGAGUCCUUUUUUUGCUCCUAUCCCCAAAAAGCAGCGUGAUAUUCAGUCAACAAAUCCUUCUAGACAUUUGGAUCUGUACUUUAAUAGCACAAGUGCUGACUUUGAGUCACUUCUUUCUGAAAUUGGUAAAGAAAUAAGUAUGGCAGACACUGUAACCGAGUUGGGUUAUGGAUGUACUGUUGACAUUGCACACUGUAUGGAAAUGCUUUCUGCUUUUGAGCCCCUUGAUAAUGUGGCAAUAUCUAAGUUGCUUGGGGCAGUUAUUGGCAAUCACAACAGUCUUGGAGAGGCCCAGAAUAGCACACAUGCAACCUUUGUAUCUGCUAUUCGAAAUAGCCCUACGAGCAACUCACCCCAAUUAACUACAUGGAACACGGAUGUUCUUGUGGAUUCCAUCAACGCAGUUGCCCCGAGUACUAACUGGGUCCAAGUAAUGGAAAAUCUUGACCAUGGGGGUUUCAGUAUUCCUGAUGAAGCAGGUUUCUAUUUGCUGAUGUCUAUAUAUGCUCGUGCCUGCAAGGACCGAUUCCCGCUUCAUGCUGUUUGUGGGUCAAUGUGGACAAAUACAGAUGGCCAGAUAUCAUUCUUAAAGCAUGCCGUUUCUGCUCCUGCUACUAUGUUUACAUUUGCACACUCUUCGAGGCUGUUGGCACUUCCGGAGUUUGCAAGUCUUAGUCCAGGUAAUAGUGCUUGGUUCUGCCUUGACCUUCUAGAGGUUUUAUGCCAGCUUGCUGAAGUCGGACACACUAAGCCGGUGCGAGAAAUGCUCGAGUACCCUUUGGAACACUGCCCUGAGCUCUUACUUGUUGGCCUUGGACACAUCAACACUGCGUAUAAUCUCCUGCAAUUCGAAGUACUGUCCUGUGUGUUUCCUGCAAUACUGAAGGACGCUGCAAAGAGCAAUGUGGUGAAUUCUCUCUGGCAUAUUAACACUUGCCUCACCCUUCGAGGUUUUGUUGAUGCUCAUUCUGAUCCGAGCUGCCUUCUGAGAAUUGUUGAUGUGUGUCAAGACAUGAAGAUCCUAUCUGCUGUCCUUGGUUCUACUCCAUUUGCAUUCAGCAUUAAGUUGGCUGCUGCUGCUUCUUGGAAAGAUCACAACCAUCUUGAGAAAUGGCUGACUGAAAAGUUAAUUAUAUACAAGGAUAGUUUUCUCAAGGAAUGUGUUAAUUUCUUGAAAGAAACUAUGAGCGCCGCAUCUUAUGUGGUAGAGGGUACCAUGGAGCAACCUCAAGUUAGUGUUAUCAAUAAAUAUUUGGAGGCUUGCCAUCCUUUUAUGAAGGUUCUCCAGUCCCACUUAGGGCUGCUCUUAUCCAAUCAUCUUUCGGAUGAACUAAGGGAAUUGUAUACGUUGUAUGAAUCAAGGAAUCAUGGUUCUGUAGUAAGGGAUACCCCUACCUCGGAGGGAGGUUCAGAUGAUGUUGAAGUAGAAGCUAAUGCAUAUUUUCAGCAGAUGUUUUCUGGACAGAUAAGCAUUGAUUCUAUGAUACAAAUGCUGGCUCGCUUCAAAGAAUCUCCUGAGAAGAGGGAGCAAUUGAUUUUCAACUGUAUGAUCACAAAUCUGUUUGAGGAAUACAAGUUUCUUACGAAGUAUCCUGAUAAGCAGCUAAAACUAGCGGCUGUGCUGUUUGGCUCCCUUAUUAAACAUCAACUUGUGGCUCACCUCGGACUAGGGAUUGCUCUACGUGCUGUUCUUGAUGCCUUGCGCAAGUCUCUUGAUUCAAAGAUGUUUCUGUUUGGUACGAUAGCACUGGAACAGUUCAUGGAUCGUGUAGUAGAGUGGCCACAGUACUGCAAUCACAUAUUGCAGAUUUCACAUCUUCGUGAAAAUCAUGCUGACAUGGUCUAUGCAAUUGAGCGAGCCCUUGCCAGUAUUUCAUCAGGUCAAAACGAGCCCAAUGUUGGCAACUUGCUUUCUGCAGAGCAGCAUGUUUCUGGCUCGUCAUCAAUGGAAACCAUGGAGGUUUCUGAACCAUCAUGGCAGUUCAUGGGGACAUCCCCAACUCAGCUAGGAAGAACACUUUCUUCUUUCCCGUUGCAGCAAAGGCAACCAGAACCAGGUGUUCUUGGGGACAGGUCUAUGGUCUCCAUGGGCACCUCUCAGAAUAAUAGCACUUUACCUAGUCAACCUCCAGUUCCUUUGACGCCUGCUGAUUCGACUAUUGAUUUAAAGGCAACUGCACUAGCUCACUCUACAAACAUGGCAACUACUGGUUUUCUGCGUCCUCGAAGUACUCCCACAGGCUUGCCUCGGCAACAUUCCUAUGUGACGGGAUUUGGAGCUGCUUUAAAUAUAGAGACACUUGUAGCAGCAGCGGAACAAAGAGAUAGACCCAUCGAGACUCCUCCAUCUGAAGUUCAGGACAAGAUCUUGUUUAUGAUUAACAAUAUAUCCACCUCUAAUUUGGAAGCAAAGGCAAACGAAUUUAAUCAAGUGCUUCAGGAACAGUAUUAUCCUUGGUUUGCACAAUACAUGGUCAUGAAAAGGGCAAGCAUCGAACCAAAUUUUCAUGAGUUGUAUCUGAAGUUCUUUGCCAAACUUAACUCAAGAUCCUUGAGUAAGGAGAUGCUCAAAGCUACGUACGAGAACUGCAAGGUUCUGUUAAGAUCAGAUCUUAUCAAAUCUAGUUCUGAGGAACGUUCCUUACUAAAGAAUUUGGGCAGUUGGUUGGGAAAAUUCACCAUUGGAAGGAAUCAGACACUAAGAGCUAAGGAGAUUGACCCAAAAUCUCUUAUUGUGGAGGCAUAUGAGAAAGGACUGAUGAUUGCUGUAAUUCCAUUCACUUCAAAGAUUCUCGAACCUUGCCAGUCAAGUAUAGUAUAUCGUCCUCCUAAUCCCUGGACAAUGGGAAUUCUUAGUCUACUAGCUGAGAUCUAUAACCUACCAAACCUCAAGAUGAAUCUCAAAUUUGACAUUGAGGUCCUGUUUAAGAACCUCAGCGUGGAUAUGAAAGAUGUAAAACCGACUUCCCUUCUUAGAGAUCGAGAACGUGAAGUUGAGGGAAACCCAGAUUUUUCAAACAAAGAUGUUGCAUCUCAAAUCCCAGUGGCUGCAGAAGUAUCUUCGGGCAUAAUCCCUCCAAUGAACCACGCGGAACUGCAGCCUCAGGUCAAUAGCACUUCCCGUGCCAUGAGCCUCCCUAGUAUAUUGAAUCAGUAUACUGCUCCUGUUCGUCUUCCUCCUAACAGCAUGGCGGAAGAUGACAAAAUUGCUUCAUUAAUGCCUGAGCAAGUCCCCUUGCACACCUUUACCCAGACACCAUUGGCAUCACUGUCACCAUCUCCCCUCUCUCUUAGUCAGCUUUUGUCAUUGAUUCCACAUGAGGAAAUACACUUCAAAAUAAAUACAAAACUUGGGUCUCUUGGCUCACAAUUGCAGUUCAGCAAAAUCAUCGGUGUGGCGUUGGAUAAGGCUAUCAAAGAGAUAAUUCUCCCUGUAAUUGAAAGGAGUGUUACAACAGCAAGCAAAACUACAAAAGAACUUGUCCUCAAGGAUUAUGCAACGAAAUCGGAUAUAAAUUCUGCAAAUCGUUCUGGUCGUUUGAUGGUCGGGACAUUAGCUGGAAGUCUAGCUCAUGUUACUUGCAAGGAGCCUCUUCGUGUUGCACUAUCGUCUCAUCUUCGAAGCCUUAUUCAAAACCUUACUAGUAACAGUGAAACUGUUGACCAAGUAACCGAUAUUCUAAUCAAUGACAAUUUGGAUCUUGGCUGCGCAAUUAUCGAAUCUGUAGCCACUCGCCAGGCUGUUGAUUUGAUUGAUGGCGAAAUAACUCAAUCAUUUUCACAACAAAGGAGAAAAAGAGACGCAGCUGGUCCUGCAUAUUAUGAUUCUUUUAUUUAUGCUCAAGUUCCAUUUGCCCCUGUACCUGAAGUACUUCGUACUAAGCCGGAGUCUGCUGCCCAACAACGAGUGUAUGAGGAGUUUGUUCAUGUAUGGCAGAGGCGCAGCCAAAGUAUUGGUGCUGCCGGUUCUAGUUCAGCUAGUACAGCUGCUGUGUCGAGCAAUUUUGGUGUACCUCGAGCUUACAGCCCAAAUUCAGCACCAGCAACCUCCAGCACUAUCUUGACAUCUCAAACAGCUCAUCUUACACUAACUCAGCCUACAGAGCUGGUUUCUGAGGAAUUAAUUCCUGGUGCCGCACAACUUUCUAGUGAUUCUCCUUCUCAAAUUGGGACCAGUGAUUCUUCUGGCUGGCUUGGCGGAACCAUCGCCUCUGCAUCCACAUCUCCCCCUCCAGUGACAUCUAAUGACCUUCCUGUGGGAGGAACAACGGUCACAGCUGACGAUUUAAGUGCUAUGAUGUUCCCCCCAUCUACAAUUUCUGUUGACAAUUUUGGGUUGGUUUUGCCUGAUCCUUUGAACACUGAUGAUGCUUUGAAGAGAUACAGACUAAUUUCACAAAAGCUGGAAGCCUUGAUUGCCAAGGAUGGUAAAGAUUCGGAAAUCCAGUCUGUUAUUGCAGAAGUUCCUGAUCUUUUAGUCAAAUGUGUUAGCCCGGAUGAGGCUGCAUUAGCUGUUGCACAAAAGGUUUUCAAAAGUUUAUAUGACAACACAUCAAAUAGUGGCCGUGUCAUGUGGUUUGUAGCAACUUUAGUUGCGAUACGAGAUGUCUGCAAGCUUGUUGUUAAAGAGCUAACAAAUUGGGUGAUAUUUUCUGACGACGAGAAGAAGUUUAACAUUGAAAUUAUUAUUGCCCUUAUUCGUUCUGAUUUGCUGAGUCUUGGGGAAUACAAUGAUUAUUUGGCAAGGCUAAUUGAUGGUGGAAGAAACAGGAUCGCAACAGAAUUUGCCAUGUCACUUGUCCAGAAAUUGAUUUCUCAGAACUCUGUUUGCAUCUCAGAACUUUUCAGUGUUGUUGAUGCACUGUCAAAGAUUUCAAGGAGGCCAGGUUCACCUGAGUCCUUGCAACAAUUGAUUGAGAAAUCAAGACAUAAGGCCAACACUGCUCCUACUUUUGAUUUUGGGAUGGAUGAAAAAGUCAGACAACCGAAGGAUAAAAAGGUCUUGUCUAGCCAAACAAAUAAAGAGGAAAACAGUGUUAAUGAUAUCACUCUAGCUGAGUCUGUUACUUUCCAUGACCAGGUUGCACACCUAUAUACUGAGUGGUGUCAAGUAUGUGAUCAUCCAAGUGCUUGUGAUGCGGCAUAUAGUCAUUUUGUUAUGCAGUUGGAACAUAUGGGUCUGCUGAAGGGAGAUGAAUCCACUGAACGCUUCAUCCGAAUUCUCACGGAACUUGCUGUGACACGCUCUCUAGUCUCUGAGCAAAUUGUUGCUCCUGGUGGAUUGUCUCAGCAGUCAUCACAACAACCACAUAUAUCUUAUUUCCCCAUUGAUUCAUAUUCGAAGCUUGUGUCUAUGGUACUCAAGCACUCUUCAGUGGAGAUGGGACCAAAUGAAGGCAGUCUUCUUCCCAAGAUUCUGUCAGUGACAGUUAAGAUCAUUCAGAAAGAUGCUGAAGAGAAGAAAUCUUUAUUCAACCCUCGACCAUUCUUCCGUCUGUUUAUAAAUUGGCUGAAUGACCUUAGUAGUUCUGACCCCCAUCAUGAUGGCGCUAAUUUUCAGGUUUUGACUGCAUUUGCAAAUGCAUUCCAUUUACUGCAGCCCUUGAGGAUUCCUAGCUUGAGCUUUGCUUGGCUUGAGUUGGUGAGUCACAGAACAUUCAUGCCAAGACUGCUGAUGUGCAAUUCGCAAAAGGGGUGGCCCUUUUUUCAACGGCUGCUUGUUGAUAUGUUCAAAUUCAUGGAGCCAUAUUUGAGAAAUGCUGACCUUUUAGAACCAGUGCGCCUUUUGUACAAAGGAACUAUGAGGGUGCUGCUUGUACUACUACAUGAUUUUCCUGAAUUUCUGUGUGACUAUCACUUCAGUUUCUGUGAUGUGAUCCCUACCAGCUGCAUUCAAAUGCGCAAUGUCAUUCUUAGUGCUUAUCCACACAGCAUGAGACUUCCAGAUCCGUCGACUCCUAAUUUGAAGAUUGAUCUGCUAGCUGAAAUUUCAAUAGCUCCACGAAUCAUGUCAGAUAUUGGCGGUGCUCUGAAGUUGAAGCAUAUGAAGACUGAUGUUGAUGAGUAUCUUAAGAGACCAGAAGGCUCUUCCUUUCUGAGUGACAUUAAGCAAAAGCUGCUGCUGCCUCAAAAUGAAGCUAUUGUUGCUGGGACAUGCUACAAUGUGCCUCUGAUUAAUUCGCUUGUUCUAUAUGUGGGCAUCCAAGCUGUGCAACUGCAAGAGAACAAGGUUAAUGCAUUGGCAACAACCCCAAUGGAUAUUUUUCAGAUUGCAACUGCAACUGAAAUAUUCAGAAAUCUUGCAACAAACUUGGAUACAGAGGGACGGUACCUUCUUUUGAACUCUAUUGCUAACCAAUUGCGAUACCCCAAUAACCACACACACUACUUCUCCUUCAUCGUUCUGUAUCUAUUUGCUGAAGCUACCCAGGACAAAAUCCAGGAGCAGAUAACUAGGAUCCUUUUGGAACGACUGAUAGUGAAACGUCCUCAUCCUUGGGGAUUACUCAUUACUUUCACCGAGCUGGUAAAGAACCCUCGUUACAACUUCUGGAACCGAUCCUUCACACACUCGGCGCCUGACAUUCAGAAGCUGUUUGAGGCUGCUGCGAAGUCCUGUGCUGCAAAAGCUGCUGUCGAGGGUGUCCCUGAUGUUAACCGGUCAACGAUGGCCUGACUUCUUUUUUGUUUAUCUUUAGUGUUGAGUUUUGUUCCAAUAACUACCAGUCACCUUAUAAGUAUUCACAUAAAUUUAAUAUGGAUGUAAUAAUAUUUGCCUAUUCCCCCAGCAAAUUGGCAAAAACAGAUUUUUUUGGAUUUUUUGGACAUUAAUAUGGAUGUAAUAAUAUUUGCCUACAGCUGACGAAAACGGGCAAGUCGGCGAAUUUUCUGCAUCGGAUUGAAA
Molecule: messenger RNA, 7630 nt
Organism: Brachypodium distachyon (stiff brome)
Lineage: Eukaryota; Viridiplantae; Streptophyta; Magnoliopsida; Poales; Poaceae
Product: CCR4-NOT transcription complex subunit 1
Exons: 51
Coding region: 158-7402 (2414 amino acids)
Biological process (GO): nuclear-transcribed mRNA catabolic process, deadenylation-dependent decay
Cellular component (GO): P-body; CCR4-NOT core complex
Molecular function (GO): molecular adaptor activity
Source: RefSeq, a predicted model, not a curated record